Messenger RNA from Neoarthrinium moseri, 906 nucleotides. RefSeq lists its product as uncharacterized. The transcript has 2 exons. NCBI's taxonomy places the organism in Eukaryota, Fungi, Ascomycota, Sordariomycetes, Amphisphaeriales, Apiosporaceae. The coding region runs from base 1 to 906 and encodes 301 amino acids. The record is from RefSeq and is a predicted model, not a curated record.
AUGGCGCCGAUCCGGCGUUAUCUCCGCAUAACCAAGUACUCGGUUCUUGAAUGUCGUAUCUAUCUGGAUAACCCGGCGCUGGCACAGAGCUGGCUGCUCAAUCCGCGGCACAACACGCUCUCCAGGGUCAUAGAAGCAGUCCGGCCACUGGUGCUUCCCAAGCUGCGCGAGGAGAGAGAGCGAGCCCGGAAGCGGAGCACUAAGAAGAAAGGCAUCAAGGAUGUCGUGGUCGAAGAUGACUUCGAAGUAUCCAUAUUCCUCACCGAAACCAGCACGCGCCACUCGCUCCUAACGAAACACAAGAAUUUUCACGAUACGACACAGACCAAACUAACAUCUAAUUCGGGUCGCCUGGUCGGCGCUUCGAACGAAGCGCCUAUCGACCUUGACCUCGACGCGGCUACAGCCCCCAUCACGCUGCGCGACGAGGACAGUGACGAGGACGUGGGGGCCGCUCUGGCUGCAAUACCCGCGGCCCCGGCGCCAAACAGCCGGCCCAAGCGACCCAGGAGGAACACCGGGCAGACGGAUGAGGGGGCCGAAGACGACCAUGAAGUGAUCUCGUCUGAGGACGAUGCAGAUGACACCUUGUUUGUGCCGCCAGACACACCGGACCAGCCCCCGCAUAAGCGCCGCAAGGAAGCUGCAGACGAUGGGGGCGGCGACGACAAGAAGAAGCUUGCCAUGGACAUCUCAUACGAGGGUUUCUCUAUCUACGGGCGCGUGCUAUGUUUGGUCGUUAAGCGCCGACAGGGCCCCAAUGCCGCGGGCAGCGGCAGGGUUGCAUUGGGGGCCGCCGGCGGGAACAGCAAGGCUAAAGAGAGCGGGCCACCGGGAGGCGGCCAGGCAAUGAUGGAGAACUUUAUCAUCUCGACUCAAGUUCCGGCAGGAGAGGAAGGUCCUUGA